UUUAAGCAGCAGAUCUAAACAGAGGCCGAAGCGAAACGGACGUGCGGAAAGGAGCUCCGGAUGUAUCUGUAUUUUUAUCCGAAACUCUUACAUUCUUUAGUAAAGCGAGUUCUGAGACGAACCGUGUACUUAUCUAUUUUUCGUAAAUCGCGGAAACACGGCGACGGUGCAACAAUAUUAAAAAAUAAGAGAAGAACAGUAGAAGUGUUACGGAUGUUUUAAAAACCUAUCAACAACAAUAUAAUAUGAUGUUCUAUUCUAUAAUAGUCGGUGUGAUUUGUGUUGCCGCAUUUGGAUUAGCUGACAACAAACUCGUGCUUCCUGUAACUACUUGCAAGCGCGAUUNGUCUGACUAUUCUACAUGUCUGUUGCACGCAGUACAAAAAGCAUGGCCACGAUUUGUACCAGGAUUGCCAGAAUUUGACUUUCCACCUUUGGAUCCAUUAUUCUAUGAACACGGCGAACAUACGUUUGAUACCGGUGUGAUACAUGGGGAGCUCAACAUAAAAAAUUUAACCUUAAAAGGUUUGAAAAAUAUUCAAGUAACCAAUGUAAGAACGCAUUUGGCCGAUGACGUAUUCCGUGUGGAAAUUGACCAUAAUAUACCGAAACUUUAUAUGGAUGGUUAUAGUAGUAUAGAGGGUAGAUUAGGACCUUUCACACUAAAAGGCAAAGGAAAGUUUAACUUAACUAUACUUGAUGUCAGAGGCACGUAUGAUCUUAUGGGUCAUGUUUCAAACGACACGUGGACUGUUGAAAGAUUUAUAACGUAUCCAUCUCUUAAAAAGUUAGAAAUAUUUUUCGACGACAUAUUUGACAUCACAGAAAUAAACAAGCUUGUCGUCGCUUUCAUAAAUGAAUAUUGGCCGUCGUUAUAUCGAGAACUAUUGCCAAUUUUGUCCAACGUAUGGGAGCCAUGGUUAAUUGACAUAGUCAAUCGAAUCUUCACUAAAGUAUCCUUCUCCGAACUAUUUCCAUAAACGUUAUUGUAUAUAUUAAAACUAUUACAAGAGAUCUUAACCUAACCUAAUCUAAAUGGGGUAGGUAUUAUACUAACAUGGGACAUAAAUAGACAGGUCCGUGAUAACAGAUUGAUUGUAGAACAUGGUUAUCCGAAACUAGAAGUAAGCAAAGUAAACAUUUAUUUUAAUGAUGUGUUUGAUAGCAAAAAGCUAAGUGAAUACAAUAAAAUACUGAAUAUAAAAACAAGAAUUGCAAGACUUUUACCUCGAUAUUUUGAUAUAAAUUUUUUUCUAUACAUGAUUUUGCUGUGCAUUUCGUGAACGAGUACUGGACAACAUUGUAUCGAUUUAUUUUACAAAUGACAAAUAAAUAGAUUGACCAGUGGUGCACUGACUACAUGAACCGCAUAUUUUCAAAAGUUUUUUUUUCAAAAUUAGUUUUAUAAAAUGUAAUUGUGUAGGAAUAUAAAAUAUAUAUUUGUAUUAAACAUAGUUGCGUAAUUUGACUUGAACGGAAAGUAGUAAACCUUUGACGCUGUUAGUUGUCAAGACAGCGGUCGUUUCGACAAGCGAUAAAUAUUAUAAUAUAUAAAUAUGUAUGACUUGUAAACAGCGUUCAACACUUCCCUGCAUAUUUUGUUCUCAUCUUAUACGAUCACCGGUUCAAUAAAUUGAGAAGAGAAGAGAUUGUCGAAGAAACGAGUCGAAAGUUUCUUCGACGAAGCGAUUUGCCGCAGGAGUGAGUCAACGUUAGACACUUGGUUUUGCUCGUUGUAAUAAUAAUCAAUCUACUUAAAUAUAUCGCCUCAUAUUUCACAAUUUUAUUUUAAAUACUUCUUAUAGUUAUUUAUUUAUUUCUCACAAAUCUACCGAUACCGCCUACAGUUUUAUAGAUUAUUUUUAUAUAAAGUAUGGUAAUGCCUUUUUACUAUAUGAU
Messenger RNA from Pseudomyrmex gracilis, 1899 nucleotides. RefSeq lists its product as uncharacterized. The transcript is spliced from 7 exons. Bases 246 to 980 code for a protein of 244 amino acids. The record is from RefSeq and is a predicted model, not a curated record. Lineage: Eukaryota; Metazoa; Arthropoda; Insecta; Hymenoptera; Formicidae.